Trichobilharzia szidati is the source of this 957-nucleotide messenger RNA. NCBI's taxonomy places the organism in Eukaryota, Metazoa, Platyhelminthes, Trematoda, Strigeidida, Schistosomatidae. The record is from the annotation of a GenBank genome assembly.
UUUGAGCUCUCUUUCCAAGCGGCGGUAAUUCAAUUGGUGACCUUACUAAGCAAUGUUUCGGAAUCAGUACGAUCAUGAUGUAUCUGUUUGGAGUCCACAGGGACGAAUACACCAAAUAGAGUAUGCUAUGGAAGCUGUAAAACAAGGAUCAGCGGCAGUUGCUUUGAAGAACCAUGACUAUGCCAUAAUUGUUGCGCUUAAAAGAGCACCGUCGGAAUUAUCAUCAUACCAGGAAAAGAUAAUCCACAUAGAUGACCAUGUUGGUGUAGCGAUUUCGGGUUUAACCGCAGACGGUAGACUUUUGAGCCGGUCAAUGCGUCGUGAGUGUGCCGAUAGCAGGUGGGCCUAUGACGAACCUCUGCCAAUAUCUCGCUUACUCUCAACGAUUACACUCAAAAUGCAGAUCCCAACUCAAAGGUACGGGCGACGUCCAUUUGGAGUUGGAAUGCUUGUAACUGGUUAUGAUGCACUAGGACCACAUGUCUAUUAUCUGUGUCCUUCUUCGAAUGCAUAUGACUGUAAGUGUAUUGCAAUUGGAUCUCGAUCUCAAUCUGCUCGUACCUAUCUGGAACGACACCUAGAUGAGUUUAAAGGUUCAUCGCUGGAUAACUUAAUUUGUCAUGGUCUAAAGGCUUUAAACAGUACAUUGCCGAAUGAAGUUACCUUGAAUACGAAGAACUGCUCACUUGCUAUUGUUGGAAAAGAUAUGAAAUUCACAAUCUUUGAAGAUGAUAACAUUGAUUCUUAUCUUAAAUUGUUCGAGGCUACACAAGCUAGUACACAGGCUUCAACUACAUCUGAUUCGGGCCCUACACCGAUGGAACAAGAUCAGCCUGCUUCUUGACAAAUUUAGUGUGCAUAUGUGUUUGGCCUAGUGAUUACAAUUUGUGUUACACUGUUUGCUUUCAUUUGUAAAGAAAAAAUAAUGAAAAUUGUGAUACAAUGUUUUUUGUUCUC